Fulvia fulva is the source of this 2751-nucleotide messenger RNA. RefSeq names its product TBC domain-containing protein. The transcript has a single exon. NCBI's taxonomy places the organism in Eukaryota, Fungi, Ascomycota, Dothideomycetes, Mycosphaerellales, Mycosphaerellaceae. The record is from RefSeq and is a predicted model, not a curated record. Gene Ontology annotation, biological process: activation of GTPase activity. Gene Ontology annotation, molecular function: GTPase activator activity. The coding region runs from base 1 to 2751 and encodes 916 amino acids.
AUGGCUGCCAGCCCGACACAACACCCCUGGAACAUAUGGAAACACUCAACUUCCACUACCGACGCUGCAUCCAGGCACAACAACAACAACAACAACAACAACAACAACACCACCACCACCACCACCAUCACCGCCAGAACACCCCCCUCGCCGACCUCACCCCUCUUCCAUGCGGUGAUACCCGAAGACCAACCCCCCGACGAUAUCCAUUUCGAACAUGAAUUCUUACGAGCUUUGAUCAACGAGCGGAAGCCACUGCCGCCUGGAAGCACAAUCUCUUGUUUUGUGAAUGCGUUGGAUAGUGAAGGCAGACAAGGGUUGGAAGAGGCUUUUGGUGUCAGAGUGCCGCAGAGUGCGGUGCUGAGUGGUGGGAGAGGCAUUCGAAGCCUGAGCUUGCCCGUGGAGACAUUGAAGUCGAUGGCUACGGCGAGCAUGGAGAGCGUGCAUGAGACAUCGUUACCUUCGUCGCCUCCGGAGUUGAGUUACUCGAAGAGCUCCAAGAGUUCGUCGUCAAUCAACUCGGAUGACGACUUGUCAGAUGCUGCAUUGAGUUCGAAGCAUGGUCACUUCGAAGAGGUCGUGCUCGAAGAUGGAGAGCGGGACUCGGGCGAGGAUUGCAACCAACCGCCCGCGAGCAGACCGACACUGAGGAGAGCGCCGCCCAGAUCGAUAACGACGACGAAUGACAUUCGGACGAUGCCGAGACGAAGGAGCGGGACGUCUCCACAAGCAAGAGCGCUGCCGAACGGCAUGAGACAGAAAUAUCCCAGUCUGCAGGGAGCCGUGCGUGGUGCCCUCAGCGAUCAAUCGCUCAAUCUGCCCAAUGGUCGGAGCAUGCAACGCGCUGCCACAAGUCCGAUAUCUCCUUUCAUGCGCCAACACUCGCAGCGCAUGUCGUCGCGGUCACCUUCGCCAAACAAGCCGUACAUGCAUUCCAAUGGCUCUGUGUCACCUCAGACCCUGGCCAGCGCCACGCCAAAAGCCUCAUACGAGUCGCCAAAAGAAAACAACGGCCUUGCUAGGAGACCGUCUUGGCAGCCUUCGCGGAAGUCUGUGAAAGAACUGGAAGCCGAGUACAACGACGAAGACGAAGACGUGCCUGAGGACGCAAUUCUCGAGAAUGUGCCCAUUUCACCCAUGCCAGGACAAUACAGCACUUCUCUGAAGUCACCUAGUACCACGACGUUGCGCUCAACGACGCCUAGUCCGCACCGCAGACCGUCUUAUGCUAAUCUCCAUUCCGCGAAUAUCCCGAAACAAGCGAAACGACCAUCCGCACGGUCGUCGUACAACUCACCCAGAUCGCCGCGAAAUGGACGGUCGCCCAUGAUGCCACAUAGCGCGACUAUCUCUUCCUUUCCAGCAGAACCGCUCAGCCGUAAGCAUAGGAGCAAGUCGUGGACGGAGGAUUUGAAUGAGGAGGCGAAGCAAUUAUCACAGGCGCUGGAAGAGUAUGCGGGUAAACUGUCGAUAGAGAAGAGGCGUUCGGCAUCAAACACACCGUCGAGAAGUCCGCCACCACCGAGCAUGGCGAAGGCACGAGCGAAGACGAGCAUUUACGAGAUUCCGUCUGCGACGACGAUAUUGCCAUCUGUGCCUCCACUGCAGAAAGGCAACAUCAUGAUCGAUCCUCUACCGAUCAGCAAGGAGAAGGAGGCUGUUCUGACGCGGACAAGGCCUUCGUGGCUACCGCCCAAAUGUCAGAAAGAGGAAGCGAGACACCUGAAGGAGUUUCAGCAGAUGAUGGCACGCGCAGCUGAAGCAGAAAGGAAAAGGCUGCUCAGAGAGCAAGAGCACAAGGAAACACAUGUUGAGACACAGAGCAGCAUAGCACGCAUCUGGGACCAACAUGUGUUACCGAAUUGGGACACCGUUGUGAAAGAGCCUCGAACACGUGAACUCUGGUGGCGAGGAGUAACGCCUCGCAGCAGAGGAGAGGUCUGGCAGAAGGCGAUCGGCAAUGAACUUGAGCUUUCUGCAACUUCAUUCGAAGCAGCACUCGCACGCGCGCACAGCCUGGAAGAGACGAUCGGAGACAUGCCAGACGAGGAGCGAGCCAACAGCAAAGAAGCAGCCUGGUUCGACGCGAUCACAAGAGACGUACCAAACGUCUUCCCCGAGCUUCACAUGUACCAGCACGGCGAAGCACUCCACCGAUCCCUCACAGACGUCCUAAAGGCCUACUCGAUGUACCGCAGCGACGUCGGCUACGUCUACGGGACGCAUCUCGUCGCGGGUAUCGUGUGCCUCCUGCUCCAACCAGCCGAAGCCUUCGUCCUUCUCGCCAACAUGCUCAACCGACCACUCCCUCUCGCCUUCCUCGUCCACGACCAAGUCGCAAUGGCACGAGCCUACGAAUUAACUCUCAGCACGCUGAAAUACAAGUACACCCGCCUCCACGACCACCUCAGGAACCCCAUCGUCGGCCUACGACCGGAAGAAUUCCUCGAUCCGAUUUUCCGCUGCCUUUUCGCGUACAACUUCUCGCACGAACAUGUCAGCAGGAUUUGGGAUGUGUUUGUCUUUGAGGGUGACAGGGCUUUGAUUCGAGCUGCUGUGGCGGUACUGGGAAAGCUGGAGAGUAAGCUCUAUGGUUCGAGGGAGGAGAUCUUGAAGCAUAUUGGGUGGUGUAAUCAGGAGAGGUGGGAGCUUGGAAACGAGGAUGAGUUUAUCGCUGCCGUGAGGGAGGCGGGUAAAGUUGACGGGAAGGGGGAACAACAACAGCAGCUGCAGGUGCCGAGGAGUGCUUAG